This is a messenger RNA of Pimephales promelas (fathead minnow), 2708 nucleotides long. RefSeq names its product mediator of cell motility 1 (gene memo1). The record is from RefSeq and is a predicted model, not a curated record. Lineage: Eukaryota; Metazoa; Chordata; Actinopteri; Cypriniformes; Leuciscidae.
AGCCCACCCGGAUAACAUAGACAAACUUGGCAGGGAGCGGAUGAACUGGUUGGCUCUUUGUUCUUCUCAGCUAGACUAUCAACCUCUUUAUAUAUUUUUGCGUAUUGUCAUUCAUAUGUAUCACAUUUAUAUUUAUAUAUAAAAUACUCUUUCUUUGUGCACGCAGCUUCAGCACAGACAGAUACUUUUUAGGCUAGCAUAUUUUCCUAGUGUUUUUAGUCCAUUCUUCCCCCCACCGACGAGGUUUUAUUGGACCAAGAUAGGCGGCGCGGGCACCAAGAUGUCGAACCGGAUGGUGUGCAGAGAAGCGAGCCACGCCGGCAGCUGGUACACGGCCUCAGGAUCCCAGCUCAACGCACAACUUGAGGGCUGGUUAUCUCAAGCACAAUCUACAGUUGGUCCAGCUAGAGCCAUUAUAGCACCGCACGCUGGCUACACCUACUGCGGCGCGUGUGCCGCUCACGCCUACAAGCAGGUGGACCCCUCAAUCACUCGGAGGGUGUUCAUUCUCGGCCCCUCUCACCAUGUGCCGCUGUCUCGCUGUGCCCUCUCCCCCGCCGAGGUCUACAGAACGCCACUGUAUGACCUGAGGAUCGACCAGAAGGUUUACGCUGAUCUGUGGAAAACGGGCAUGUUUGAGAGGAUGAGUCUGCAGACAGAUGAAGAUGAACACAGCAUUGAGAUGCACCUGCCUUAUACCGCUAAAGCCAUGGAGAGCCGUAAAGAUGAAUUCAGCAUUGUUCCUGUGUUGGUGGGAGCUCUGAGUGAAUCGAAAGAGCAGGAAUAUGGCAAGCUGCUAAGCAAAUACCUGGCUGACCCCUCCAAUCUCUUCAUCAUCUCCUCUGACUUUUGCCACUGGGGUCAACGUUUCCGUUACACCUACUACGAUGAAAGUCAAGGGGAGAUCUACAGAUCGAUCGAGCACCUUGACAAAAUGGGAAUGGGAAUUAUAGAACAAUUGGACCCCAUCUCCUUUAGCAAUUAUUUGAAGAAAUAUCAUAAUACUAUUUGUGGUCGCCAUCCCAUCGGCGUUCUUCUAAAUGCCGUGGCGGAACUGAAAAAGAACGGCAUAGACAUGAACUUCUCUUUCCUGAACUAUGCGCAGUCGAGCCAGUGCCGAAGCUGGUCCGACAGCUCAGUGAGUUACGCUGCUGGAGCUCUCAUCGUUCAUUGAGGUGAACUCUCCAAGGAGCCAUGGAGCCUCCUAGAAGACCCCAUCCCUUCCCACCCGUCCUGUUCCUGUUCCCUUCCCACCUCUUCUUAUAGGAAGGACAUGCAAAGCUUGUCCCAGAUGGGAAUCCUCACACACACACCCCGAAUCCAGAUGUACCGUUAGAUACUAACCUCUUCUUCCUACAGCUUUCCCUGUACCCCGUUUUCCACAUGAGACAACCCGGAUGAUGCUAUAGCUUGAAGUUCAACCGCAGUUUUUUUGGGGGGGGGGGGGGGUGUUGCAACAAGGUCAGAUGUUUGGUUGCUUGUUUGUUUUUUUUGAUGUUGUUGUUUGUUGGGGGUCUCAAUGAGGCAGAAUUGGCCCUCCGAGGAGUUUAGGUAUCCAACGAGCCCUUGUGUAAUUUAAAAAAAAGACACACUUAAAGUUUAAACGUGAUAUUUGUCUUCCAUUGGAAAAAGGAAGUUGACAGACUGCAACAUGCCCAUGUACACCCUGAGAACUGCAUUGGUCCUGUUGUAGUUUUUAAAGGGCUACACCCACUAAAUACCCACUAACCCUCCACUGUACUGGUUAUACCAAAAAAAAAGUUUUUCUUUCAUUUAAUCUUUAUUGUAGUCAAAUUAAAGUCUUUUUUCUGAUUCUUAUAUUUUGUUCUGUUUUAUUUUUCCUUUGUGAUUUAGCUUUAUUUAGUUUUACUCUGUGUUUGAUGUAUAAUCUCAAACUGUGUGGAAACAUUUAGUAGUAAAUGAAGUCUACAGAUUGAUUUAAGAGUUUCAGACUGCCUCAAAGUAGCCAUGCUUUCCCAUCAACCCUAAAGCUUUUAAAUGGUAUUUUUGGGGGUUAUUCUUAAGCAGUUUUAUUUUCUCAUGCAAGUUAGCAGCCAUGUUUAACAGCUGAUUAGCAGUUAGUGAUGCACACCCUUACAAGGAACUGCCGGAAGGGAAUUUUCUGAACGGCGUAGGCAUUUUGUCUUGCUUUCCUCUUUAACGCGUCUAUUCUAGAGCUCCCAAAGAGCACAAUGCAGCAAGAUUUUUCCUGGAUAACCAUCAGAAGGAAAGAAAUCCGCAAGGCUCCUAUACAUCCCCCGCCAAGGUUUGAAUGUCUCAAACCGGAUCCUCAAAACAGAAUACAGACAAAACAUGUCAUACCAUGCAGAUGUGCCUUGGGUCAGUGUUAAACAUGAAUUUUUGUAUAUGUUUUCUUCGUCCUUCACCUAUUCUUGAUUUAGUUUGUCUAUUAAAUCAGUUCUUAAAAUAGGGGAAAGAGAAUCAUUAGCUUCACCCAUCACAACAACUGUUCUUGUUCUGUUCAGAUAUUUUAUGUUAGUGCCGUUUAUUAUUAUUCGAACUAUUAUUGUGGAGAAAAUGACAGUUCACAUGUUGUCAAAUCUAUGUCAAAAAUGAAUCGAAGUGCUCCUUAGCGCAGUCAUUUUUGAAUCUCAGGUUACAUUGAAGCGUUGCAGAAUUCUCGCCAGAUAUGACAAGGGUCAUGGCUAAUGUUGCAAAGAAACAAUAAAGUGUAAUGACAAAAGUUA